This is a messenger RNA of Boleophthalmus pectinirostris (great blue-spotted mudskipper), 3801 nucleotides long. It is a transcript of the gene phf21b, whose product is annotated as PHD finger protein 21B. The coding region runs from base 277 to 2013 and encodes 578 amino acids. The record is from RefSeq and is a predicted model, not a curated record. NCBI's taxonomy places the organism in Eukaryota, Metazoa, Chordata, Actinopteri, Gobiiformes, Gobiidae. The transcript has 14 exons.
GAGCUAACCUAGUUUUUUAGUGGACUUCCCCGCUUUCAGACGUAAUUAAGAAAGGAUACGCAUGGGACCAAAGAUCUGUUUGCUGGGUUUGGAUCACUUUUUGAGACGGGCGGAAAGUGUGUGAUGCGUCCUAGCUUGUAAAAGAAGCGAGAACUUGCCUUGCAGUCGGAGUAGUUCUUCUUUCAAUUGUUAUUGUCGCUUUAAAAAUCUUCAAUUCACUCAAACUUUGUUACGACCGCAUCGAAAGUGGGAGAAAAGUGAUUUUGUAUUCGGAACAUGGAACUACAGGGCCUACAAGAGGCGUUGAAAGUAGAAAUCCAAUGUCAUCAGAAUCAGACGAUAUGCAAAAGCCUCAAUGAACUCCAGAAUGGACAGAAGCUGGCGGUCCGGACCUGUCCUGUCGGGACGACCAAGCCGCUGUCCCUCAUCAAGAGCUCCGGCCAGGGCAUUGCCAUCUCUGUGGUGCCAGCCAAAGCCCCUGUUUCUAUGGUUACAGCACACAUUAACGGACAAAAAGUGCCAAGUUCUGAAUCAUUGCAGACAUCCCCCAUCAGCCUCCAAACCAGUAGCCGAGUGGUGGCUGCUAGUGUCCACACGCUGAGCGGCAGGAGAGCAACAGAGCUGCCUCCUUCCCAGAUGUUGGGGACCCUCACUGCUGUGCCUAUCAAGGUGCCUCAAGUCAGCUCUUUGCAUCGGCUGGCAGGACAAGCCGCCACAGUGUUACCUCAGGUCAGGCCAAAGACCCAGAUCCCAGACAGCCUUCCUCACAGUGGUCCCUGCCAGGAGCUCCAGCCUAUCAGCCUGCAGAAGGCCACUGCAGUGGUCAGCCCCAGGAGCCAGGGCCCCACUCUCCCCACCGCCAAUAGCACGCUGAGCCCAGACCAACAGCCAGAGAGGCAGGGGGCCACCUCCCCCCCUCGGCCCACUGUCCACUGCCUCACUGGGACACUGGAGUCCAGCAAUCCUGUGCAGCAUGCUUCAGCAGGUCCUGGUGUAGCGUACGCCAUCAUUGCUGCAUCUCCUGCUGCCACCAACGGAGUGUCAGGCAUCAGCGAGACUGUCAAAGUGCAGCCACUGAUCUUCAGCACUGAAAACAAGGUCAUAAUAAUCCAGUCACAGGUGCCCAACAGCAGUGAGGGGUCCCCUGGAGGCCAAACUGAGUUUUCCUCACAGCAUGAUGUGCCCUCCCCUAAAUCCCCCUCCACAAAGAAAGACGAGGAUCCAGAAAAAGUUGCUUUCAUGGUGGCCCUCGGCCUUGUUACCACAGACCAUCUGGAAGAAAUCCAACUGAAGAGGCAAGAGAGGAAGAGACGAAGCACAGCAAACCCAGCAUACAGUGGCUUGUUUGAACCAGAGCGUAAGCGCCUGGCAUCCCAUUACCUGAACAGCUCUCUCUACCUGACGGCACGAGACUCCGAGGACUUCUGCUGGAAGGAUGACUUGGAGCAUGAUGAACUUUGUGCUGUCUGUAAAGAAGAUGGUGAGGUGCAGCCCUGCCAUAACUGCCCCAGAGUUUUUCACCCCAACUGUCUCCACCCUCCACUCAAAACCCCUCCCAGAGGCCCCUGGUACUGCCCCAAGUGCCAAAAGAAGGUACUGAACAAAGAAAACUUAUCGUGGCCACAAAACUUUGUCCAGUCGUACGUUACACACAAAACUGUGAGGCAGGAGGAGAAGAGGCGGCUGCUGAGGAGGAACAAUGAGCUGAAGAAAGAGUGUGCUCAUCUGGAGGAGGAAGACAAGAAGCUCAAUAAAACCCUCGAGAAAUGCAUGGACACGAGGGAGCGGUUGCUUGAGCAGCAGAGGGACACUCGCGCUUCUCUGGACCGCAUCAAGUCUCUCCUCAGACUCAUCCAGCGCGACCAGGUCAUCCAGGUCACCAUGACAACCACCACCACCCUUGGAGCCUCACUGCUGUCCCAGGCCUGGAUGAAACCCACCAGCACCGCCAUGACCAGCCCUUUGGCCACACCUACCCAGAAGAGCCAUGCUCAGAGCCAGGACAACAACUAGCCCCUCCUGAGGAGCUUUGUCCUGAUGAAAAAAAGCGACAAAAACUGACAAGAGCUUGGAUUUGAAGUAUUUUUUAAAACAGUCACCUACAGUGCUUAUGAGAUUUCUUUUUUAAGUUAUUUUGUAUUUAUUAAUGUUCUUGGCCUUAAUGUAAUUAAUAUCAGAAGAUAGAUUUGAAUGCUGCAGCAGAAAUCUAGAAAGGCUUCUGUGCGGCCUAAAGAUAUGUCCCUUUUUUAAAACACAGGUCUAAUUACUGUUACUGUUGAAUAUAGUGAGAGAGAACUGUAGAGUUAGUUAUAGUGCCAGAAACAAAGGAGCAAUGAACGACUGUACAGUGCUAUAUUCAAGUAGAUGUUCUCAUUCUCCUAUGAAGGUUUUUGCCAUACAAGUUCAGGAUUUCAUUAUGUUUAUAAAUGCAUAUGAGCCUUCAAACAAAACAGAUAAAUAACUUUUUCAGUGUUAAAUAUAGUUAAAGAAAAGUAUUUAAGAGAAGACUACAUAAAUUAGCAUUUCUAGUGAAAAUGUUAGCAUUUUCAUGCUUGCCUAUUGAUACAAAUGUUUGAAGUAUUCAAGGCGAUCACUGUACAUGUUUUAAAACAUUGUCAUCAGGAUUUGUUUCAGUGAUUUUUCUGGAGAUACAUCAAAGUCAUAGGGUCCCUAUUGGGCCACUUGCUUGAAAAGAAACAUAAACGCUAAUAAGAAGUAUUGGCGAAGAAAUUAAAAAGUAGAGCAACAUACAUAUACAGACUUUACCAGUCAAAGUAUUUGGGUACUGUAUUUAACACUAACUCAUUUACUGUCUAUGUUUAACCAAUGAUACAAAUAUACAUUAUUUAUUUGGUAUUAUUUAUCAUAAUACCACCCCGUUUAAUGUAUAGAUUUAUAGCCUGACUCUUAAGAUCUUUGUCAUAAUGCCAAAUUCCUAUUGUUUGUGCAGAGAAAGGAGCAUUCACCAGCAGGGAUUAACAUAACCUUUUUCAACUCAUCACAAACACAUCAAACAGAUGUCCUUAAACCAGUAUCAAAUAUGCCAAAAACCUUUGUUUACUGGAGUCAUCGUACAAUAAUACAUACUGUGCUUUUUCGUUCCCUGCAUUUUCUAUUCAAUAAAUUUUUUACUUGUGUUUUUUGAGAGUUAACAGUGACAUGCUUGUUACAGAUCAACACUGCCUCAAGUGCAAACCCGUAAUGCAGCGGUUUGCCUUUGAUUCUUUUAUAAACGUGAAUCAAAAUGUGACAAACUUGUUUAACUGCGAUCUUUGGCUUUUGAUGGAUGCACGUGGCAGAGACGGUCACUUCCUGGUUUGUCUCAAAGUUUAAACCAGGGGCCGACUUUGUCUCCUUCUCAUCCACGUCUUGCUAGUCUUCCUUAGUCCAGCAGCAUUUUUUGUGAUUUGUAUUUGAUUUUAUAGCUACACCAGAUGUAUGAGACAAAUGCACAAACAUACAAAGACAUUUUUUAAGUUCAGAAAAUGCCUUUAUGGGAGGGAAAUCACUAGAUGUAAUUAAUUUUUUGUUUACAUUAUUCAUUUGAUGUAUUUUUGUCCAAUGUGCAGCUUGCAAGACUCUUGAUCAAAGGCUUUAAAAUGAGUGAGAAAAAAUAGAGUGGUAUACGCAACAAGCAAUAUUAUUAAAACCCUCUAAACACCUUUAUAAUAUGUACUUUUUCAAUUAGCAGCUGCAAAAAUGAAUCAAAAUCAAGCAAAGUGGCUAAAUGAACAUAUUACGUAUUUAGAUGCUGUUAAUACAACUCUGUGCACAUUAUCUAGGUAGUAAUAAACAUUUAUU